AUCGAUCAGUUUGUUACGGGUAUUGCUUGUUCAUCUAACUACACAUGCAACACACACUUCAGUUUCGUUCACCUUUCCGAAUUCACAAUCUUCGACAGCACAUACGGAGGAACGUCAGCAGUGGAUGCAAUGGAUCCCAACCCCACCAACUUUCCGAUCCUCUCCUACGUCAUGGCCAAGCUCCCCCACAUCACGCGCACCUUCUCCACCUCCGCCCCCGAGUUCGACAUCGAAAACCCGCCGGAGCCGGAGCCCAAGCCUCGCGAGCCUUAUUUUGAGCUCUCUGAGAAAAUGCCUCACCUCAAGAACCCGGAACUCAUCUCCGCCAUGCGUCGCGCCGUGAAGGACGUCGCACAGACCCGAUCUAUCCUGCAAACUCUAGGGACCCGACCCGAUCACGAGACUGUCGAUACCGCCCGGUUCAAAUUAGCUGAAUAUGAUCAGUCUAAGCCGGUCUCGGAAGAGUUGGUUACGGAGUAUAAGAAUUAUAAGGCGGUGAUUGCGUUGGAUGAGAUGCAUGAGGCGUAUGAGAGGAUGGUGAGCGCGGCGGAGAAGAGGUUGGAGAGGUUUUAUGAGGCGGCGUUGGCGGGGGUUGAUCUGGCGGAGGCGGAGAAGGAGGUGAAUAAGGAUAAAGAUCAGGAGGAAGUGAAUGAAGAGGUGGUUGGCAUUUUGAAGGCGGCGGAACUGGGAAAGGGGAUUGCGAGGGUGGAUCUGUCUGGGCGGAGGUUGAGGAUAUUGCCGGAGCAAUUUGGGAGGAUGAAAUCGUUGAUUGUGCUUAACUUGUCCCAUAAUCAGCUGGAGGCAAUUCCAGAUUCAAUUGCAGGAUUAGAAAAUCUUGAGGAGCUCAAUCUUUCAGCAAAUCUCUUAGAGUCAUUGCCCGACUCCAUUGGCCUGUUGCUUAAGUUGAAAAUUCUUGAUGUUUCUGGAAACAAGCUUGCUGCCCUGCCUGACAGCAUUAGUCAUUGCAGGUCCUUGGAGGAGUUGGAUGCGGGUUUCAAUAAACUCACUUACUUACCAACAAUUAUGGGAUUUGAACUUGUGAAUCUCAAAAGGCUCUCAAUCCACCUAAACAGGAUCCGUUAUCUUCCUACAUCUAUCGGCGAGCUCAAAUCCUUGCGCCUUCUGGACAUUCAUUUCAACGAGCUCCAUGGCCUUCCACCUUCGAUCAGGGGAUUGACAAGUCUCGAGAUCCUUAAUCUUAGCAGCAACUUCAAUGACCUGACUGAACUUCCCGACACGAUCUCAGAGCUAAUUAACCUAAAAGAACUCGACUUGAGCAACAACCAGAUUCAUGCAUUGCCUGAUAACUUUGGUAGGCUAGUUAAUUUGACUAAACUUAAAUUGGACGAGAACCCCCUUGAAAUACCUCCAAAGGAGGUUGUGGCUGCAGGAGUUGAUGCUGUCAGGUCUUAUAUGAUCAAAAGAUGGGACGCGAUACUGAUGGAAGAAGAGGAGAAGAGAAAGAAGGAAGCAGAAGAACAGGAAGAGGAGGACAGCUUAUUGGCACGAGGCACCUCCUGGUUGAAUAGCAUGGUUUCGGUUGUUUCUGGUACCGUCUCAGGAUACUUAGGAGGCUUCGGAAGAUCUGAUGCUGAUCGUCACCUGAAUCAGGAGUUCUAACUCCAUCCCUUCUUGUGGUAACUUUUUCUGCUUUGAUUGCAUUAACUUCCUAUGAUCUCAUUGUUUUAUCAGUUCUUUCCCGUAGCUAGAACCUAAACUGAUCUUUGCAGAUGUUCUUAUUGGUUUUCUAUUUGUUCACUUCAUCUUGAACUGAAGCAAUCAAUAACUUAAAAAUUGAUACAAUUAG
This is a messenger RNA of Sesamum indicum (sesame), 1807 nucleotides long. Its product is annotated as plant intracellular Ras-group-related LRR protein 3. Gene Ontology annotation, molecular function: protein binding. Gene Ontology annotation, cellular component: cytoplasm. The record is from RefSeq and is a predicted model, not a curated record. NCBI's taxonomy places the organism in Eukaryota, Viridiplantae, Streptophyta, Magnoliopsida, Lamiales, Pedaliaceae.